Onthophagus taurus is the source of this 718-nucleotide messenger RNA. RefSeq lists its product as uncharacterized. The record is from RefSeq and is a predicted model, not a curated record. NCBI's taxonomy places the organism in Eukaryota, Metazoa, Arthropoda, Insecta, Coleoptera, Scarabaeidae.
UGCAAAGAAAAUUUAAAGUGGACAAAAUCAUGAAGGUUUCAUCAUUUUUUCUCCACCUAACGCUAUUCUGGAUAACAUUAACCACAAAAAUCGUCUCAACAGCACCAAAGAACCCAAUAAAAACCAAAAAAUCGUUAUCCUAUUUCGACUUUCUUCAAAAACCAGAAGAAACCGACUUUUUAUCCUCAACUUUUCAACGAUUACACGAAAACAAAGAUCAAAAUGAUGCAAAUAACAUCAAGAAUGACGUCUUCUCUUUAACUCGGAGUUAUGGCGUUAAAAAAUCAAAACCAGCUUCAAACCAAGUCUUUAAUUCCCCGAUUUACUACAUUCGAUUACCCCCGCAACCUUUCAUGUUUAUCCCCGGAUUUGGUUACGUUUCAAAGCCGGAAUUAAACGUUCCGGAGUCGUUUUUGAACGUCCCCGUUGAUUUUAUAUCGAAUGGAAAACCCGGGAUGAUUUAUCAAUGGAAUGGGGGAUUUGUUGAUUUUCCAGCUAAAGAAAAUGAAGUAAAGAAGAUUAAAAAGACCAAAAUUAAAUCAAAAUCGGAUUCGAGGGUUUAUAAAAUUCCCGGGAAAUUUGUUUUUAAUGGAAAACCGAAUGAUGUGUUCGUUUUAACCGAUAAAUACGGAUUUUAUAACGAUGGUUUGCAAAGUUUUUAUCCUUAAAUGUAACAAAAAAUUUUUAAUAAAAAGAUCUCUUAUUAUUUUAUUGUAAA